Messenger RNA from Cotesia congregata, 320 nucleotides. The record is from the annotation of a GenBank genome assembly. Lineage: Eukaryota; Metazoa; Arthropoda; Insecta; Hymenoptera; Braconidae.
AGUUCUUUCUCAAUCCCUAUAGUAAAAUAUAACCUAGUAAAACAUAUGGAGAUUAUUUAUUUACUUCGCAUCGUAUAUAGUACUUAUAGUAGAACUUUAUGGAAAUGCAGGCAGAAUUGCCGUUUACUCUGACGAGACCAACACCUUCUGAAGAAUUAUCGGUGCCUCGAUCACUUCCAUCAACGUCAGCUGUUCAAUGUCCAUCAUCUACUCCUGAUAAUAAACCUGGACCUAGUGAUGUUAAUCUUAUAAAUUUAUCAAGCGAUGAUGAGGAAGAACGCAUCCUCGAAGAUCUCGCGCGUGAACAAUUGAAGAAAUAA